This is a messenger RNA of Fusarium pseudograminearum CS3096, 2448 nucleotides long. RefSeq lists its product as uncharacterized. Bases 1 to 2448 code for a protein of 815 amino acids. Gene Ontology annotation, molecular function: GTPase binding. The transcript has 4 exons. The record is from RefSeq and is a predicted model, not a curated record. NCBI's taxonomy places the organism in Eukaryota, Fungi, Ascomycota, Sordariomycetes, Hypocreales, Nectriaceae.
AUGGAUCUAGGGGACUCAUUCGGCGGCUCAGAUGGACAGCCAGACGAGAAGCCACGACCUCUCCCUGCAGAUCUUCCCACAUCCCUCGAUGACAGACGGCAUGUGCCCAACGAGCAUCUCAUCACCGAGACAGAGAUGUACGAUGGCUGGCAAGGCCAGUCCCAGUUCCUCACCACACCAGCUCUAGCGAAACCUCUCAACUUCGGAAACCUGUCGCUCAACGACACCGACUAUGAGAAUGACAUCACGAAAGGUCCCUCCGAUAGCGAUACGCGAUUAAUGGAAAUGCUGGCCGCCCAGGCAGCGCACCAGGCAGCUCCUGCUUUCGAGAACGAAGACGAGGUCUUGAAUAGCCAAACUCUGUCCGAGACAGAAAAGAAGGAGAAGCUCCAGAAAGCUCUCAACAUGGCUGCGAGUAACGGCGAUGUCGACAGGAUCCGAAAGCUGCUCGGUGGAAGAGCAAAGGAGUACCUUGAUCUGGAUGCUGAAGAUGAAGAUGGAACACCACCACUUAUAUAUGCCAGUUGCUUUGGUCAUGAACCUGUAGUUCAGGCAUUGAUUGAUGCAGGCGCUGACGUCAACAAGCAAGAUCGCAAUCAAUGGACAGCUCUAAUGUGGGCUAUGACGAACCGACACAAGGGAAUCGCGAAACUACUACUUGAUAACAACGCCUCCUCCGACCAAAAAACCUCAACAGGACGAACGGCGUUUGACUUCGUACCUCCAGACAGCGAGAUGUCAUUUUACCUUCAUGAUGCUGGCUAUAAUAUCGGCAAUGCAGGAACCGAUGAUUUCUACCGCCCUGGUUUCUCUCAGGAUCGAUUCGAGGAAGAGAUGGCAGAAAACGAGAUGCGAAGACGGUUGAUGAUGGAAAGCGCUCGGGAUCUUGAGGUCGACCUCGGAAAUGUCGGCAUGGACGACCAGCCAGAGCCUGUCGACGAAUUCGAGGAAGAGCAACAAGAGUUUGACUGGAACCGUUGUUUACAUGAUCAGAUGUUCGUAUUUCAGGAACAUGAGCUGGAGCGCAUACUGGAUAUCGUCAUCACCAACAUGACACCGCAAAGAUCGCCGUCGCAAAAGCCUGUCCCCGCCAACAUGAUUUUCCUCAGCGCACGAUAUGCGCAUUACCACUCAAGCCCCGAGCUUUUAGAGAGGCUUUUAGUGUCAGCUAUGGAUUACAUCAAUGAUGUCGUUGAGAGGUGUCAGUGGGACAUGACCAUCCUGGCCUUCUGGAUCUCAAAUGCCACUCUUCUCCUUCACUACCUCAAGAAGGACCCGGGACUUUUUCAUGCAACUGGCGAGUUCCAGGCCCAACUUGCCGAGUUGAUAAACGAGAUCUUCAUUCUUAUCGUGCGGGAUGCUGAGCGACGACUAGACAAGGUCUUGGAUGUGGCCAUGCUGGAACACGAGACGAUCCCCGGAUUCGAGGAUAUCACUUUUCAGAACGAGUGGAAACUGUUCAAGCGCAAGACUCAAGUCAAGGAAGAGCCGUUGGAGAAGCGCUUCCGACCACCGUCACCAAAGCAACGAGCAAAGCCAGCACCCCGAAACGUCACCUCCCUCCUCUCUUCCACCCUGUUUGUUCUCGACCUCUACGACAUUCAUUCGGUGAUUACAUCACAGAUUAUUUCCCAGCUUAUUUACUGGAUUGGAGCAGAGCUUUUCAACCGCAUCAUGUCGAAUCGCAAGUAUCUCGCCAGGACGAAAGCUAUGCAGAUUCGAAUGAACAUAUCAAUAUUGGAAGACUGGGCACGGACGAAUAACAGGCAAGCAGAACAUUUCGAAGGAGGCGAGAUGCGUCCCUCGGGCGAGACAACGCAAGACGCUGCAAGAAGGCAUCUUGCUCCCGUGAUUCAGCUGCUGCAGUGGCUUCAGUGUUUCUCAUCUAUCGACGGAGAUGACAUGGAAGCUCUUAUAAUCACACUCCAACAGCUUAAGCGGCUUAGUCCUCAGCAGCUUAUACACUCAGCAAACCACUACAGGGCAGAAGUGGGCGAGAAAGGUCUGCCAAAGAGCUGUAUGAAAUAUCUUAUUAAUUUACAAAAAGAGGCGGCCCUCAAGCGAGAAAGACGGCGGAGUGGGAUACCUUCACCACAAAAGUCGGGUCAGGACAGCACACCGGUGACACCGGUAAGGGGCCGGUCAAACGGGAACCACCUCGAGACUCCUGGAAGCGUGGCAAGCCCUGCUCAAGAUGACGUGUCCGACGACGAUGAAAUGCCCGAGCAUCUGUUGCUGGAUCCUGCGUUGAUGUUGCCCUUCGUCUUGCCUUCGGUCACCGACAUGCUUGUGUCUUAUGGCGCGGGAAUUGGUGGAGUAAACCGUGAAAGAGAGCGAAAGUACAUCCCCACGGUGCCACCGGAGUUUCUUGAGAAGCUAGAGGUGGCCGGCGGGACCAGGAAGGGACCCAUGUUUGGAGAAGCGGAUUGGGAAAACGAAGAGGUUUGA